AUGCCUGUAUUUAUUGAUAAUGCUAGAGCAGAAACUGCAGCUUUAUUGAUAAAUUUAUCUUCUUUAAAUUUAGAUUUAUUAGCAGUGUCUUUACAUAAAUUUAGAGUUUUACUUUAAAAUCACUUAUCUGAUGUAUAUGCAUCUUAAGUUCCAUUAUUAUAAAUUGUUAAUGAUGUGUGUAGAAUAUUAUCAACAUAAAGUGAUAAUCCACUUUAUGCUAUUGAUUAUUCAUAAUACAAAAAGAAUAUACCUCCUUAGAUAGUUGUUAGAAAAAUAGUUUAUAUUGCUCUUUAGACUUUGAGUGUGGCUGUUUAAACAUUAAGAAGUACAUUAAUUUAAGUUUAAAAAAUGUUUACUGUUUGUGGAGUUUGGCUUUAGGAUGAUAAUAAAUAAAUUAGUCAAUAAGCUGAACAAACUAUGUUAGACAUAUUGAGAUUUUGUGAUGAUUCUUAAUUGUAGAAUAUAUUACCUAAUUUAUAUAAUAAAUAAUCAUUUAAUAGUAAAAUAUAUGUUGGAGUACUUAUUGAACAUUUAGUAAUCAAAUAUCAAAGAGAAAUUUUUAAGUCAGUCCAUUUUAAUAAUAUUAUUUAAUUAAUAUCUUAGAUGAUCAUAGAUUAAUCAUUUGAUGUAAGAAGAAUUGGAAAAAAAGUAUUUUUUAAAAUUUUAACUCUUGGAAAAUAUCAAAUUGAAGAAAUUGUUAUGUAAAUGCAUUAAUAAGAAAAGAAUUAAAUGAAAGAAUUAAUGUAAAGAUAUGAUGAAUUAGUUACUGAUCAUUAAAUUGGAAUUUUUGAUUAAGAAGAGUAUAUGGGAUUAUAAGUAAUGCCUUAAAAAUUCAAUUUUGAAUAUGAAAUGAUAGAUGAUUAAAUAUAUAUGAAAUGA
Messenger RNA from Paramecium primaurelia, 879 nucleotides. The record is from the annotation of a GenBank genome assembly. Lineage: Eukaryota; Ciliophora; Oligohymenophorea; Peniculida; Parameciidae.